CAUGACUGUGUUUUUAUGAAUGAAAAGAAUCCGCGGGUGAGUAAUCGCGGGGAGCGGGGCUGGAGGCGCCGCCCGACGCGCUGACCCGGCAGCGGCCCCACGGGACCAGCGCAGCCGCCAGUAGGGCCAGAGAGAGGGAAGGAUGGCUGCGGACGGACUCUCCAGCAAGGCAUUGAAGGUGAAGCGGGAGCUGGGGGAGAACACGCCACUGCUGUCAGAUGAGGAGCUGAUGGGGCUGUCAGUGAGGGAGCUCAACCACCACCUGCGGGGCCUCUCCAAAGAGGAGGUGGCGAGGCUGAAGCAGCGGCGUCGGACACUGAAGAACCGGGGUUAUGCUGCCAGCUGCCGGGUGAAGCGCGUCUGCCAGAAGGAAGAGCUGCAGAAGCAGAAGAUGGAGCUGGAGUGGGAGGUGGACAAGCUGGCCCGGGAGAACGCUGCCAUGCGCCUGGAGCUCGACACCCUCCGCGGCAAAUACGAGGCCCUGCAGGGCUUCGCCCGCACUGUGGCUACUCAUGGGCCCCCCGCCAAGGUGGCCACUGCCAGUGUCAUCACCAUUGUCAAGUCAGGCACCAACCAGGCCGCCUACUCCUAGUGCUGGCCUCUGUUUCCCGGCUGGGCACAGUCCUGCCUGGGGCACCUUCCCCAUGAAUUACCUCCCAGCCCUUCCACAACCUCCUCCCUGUCAGGACCUGUGUCCAAAAUCCUCCUUCUCCAUCCCUUGACCUUCAGCGCCCCCAGGUUGGGAGGGCUGCUGCUGUGUGGUUGCUGGGGUGGAGGACAAAACCUCACUGGUGGCCCCCACAGCCCCCUCCCCUCUUGGGUGUGCAGACAGGAGAGAGCAAACCCACGCAGACAGCAGUGGGAAAGCAUCCCACAGCUCCAAGCUGGUAGAAAAAUGCCAGGUGCCUCUUUUUUGUGAGAGGGUAUGGGAGAGCUGAAUGUGGGCCAGGCAGUCCUAGGAGCAUGUGCCAGAGAAGGAAAAGAGGAGAGAGAGGUUUUGCAGCAUAGAAGAAGAAGGCUUGAUAGAAAGAUACCAGUGCUGGGCAUGUAACUUGGACCACAGCUGGAGCGGGGUGGGAGGUAGGAUCAUGUCUGGAAUCUCUGGGGAUGCAAAUGGCAAGGGAAGGUUGGCAGGUCAGAGGGGGAGAGAAAGUGUCUGCAGGUUGAUGCCUGGUAAGGGUGAAUGGAAUGGGAAAGCACUGUGGCAGCUUGUGGUGCUGGGGGACCCCAGAGGUGACAGUGAUUAGGCAGGGGAGAACUGGGGAGUGCGAGUGGGUCAGCCCAGGCUGCUGUCUGCAAAAGGGGAGAAGCAAUGGUGCUGUUUUAUCUUUCUGUAUCAUGCACAUCCUUCACGCCUCUUCCUGCUGACGGGACACUCAGCCUGGCCAGGUGUCUGAAAUGCAGCARCACUGGCAGGAAGGAAGCGGAGGCAGCUGGAGCAGAGAUAAACACUGUUUUGCACAGCACAGGCCAGCUUGUACAGCCCCACCAAGUCCUCCCCAGUGCCCCAUUGCCUACAAAGCCCACAGAAAGGUGUUGCCAGAUCUUAAGAGUCAGAGAUGUGGAGGCAGAGAGGGGUGGAGGUGCAAGAGGUGGGAAGUAGGGGCAGAGAGCAUCCCGGCUCCUGGGAGCUGCCUGGCAGGCAGGUAGGCUCCUCCCUUUUGGUUUUCCUCCAGCUUGGACACUGGUGUGGAAGAACCGGCUCUUGMGCAGCCUGAAAGGCUGGAGAAGAACUGUGUUCACUACAUACAGGCAGCACAGCRGAGGUAACAGGAGGCAGACCCAUCUCAGGAUGUGCUGCUGUAGAUGACGCCCCUGCCCCUCCAYUCUGCCCCUGCCUGGGUAUUGCCACACCAGCUGCCCUUGGCUGCAGCUUCCAUUCUUCCCUGUAGAGAGGUACCUGCCACUCCUGGAUGGGGUACUGUGGUUGGCAUCCCCCACCCCAACUCAUCUUGGGUUUAUUUAUUGCACGAACAUAAGUUAUUUUCACGUCCUCUUUGCCAUUCUGCCUCUCGGCACAGCCAGGAUGUUGGUACAGAGCCGUACUUUAUAUUUUAUAUAUGCAAAUCACGUUUUAUCUUAUAUAGAGCAAAAAAAACUUAUUUAUUUUCUGACUUACAGUAUGUGUCCUACCCGACUCCUCUGUAUUUUGUAGACUUUACAAAUAAAGCAAGUUCUUUUUUUUUCCACA
This is a messenger RNA of Malurus melanocephalus (red-backed fairy wren), 2191 nucleotides long. RefSeq names its product MAF bZIP transcription factor F (gene MAFF). Bases 143 to 592 code for a protein of 149 amino acids. Gene Ontology annotation, cellular component: nucleus. The transcript is spliced from 3 exons. Gene Ontology annotation, biological process: regulation of transcription by RNA polymerase II; regulation of epidermal cell differentiation. NCBI's taxonomy places the organism in Eukaryota, Metazoa, Chordata, Aves, Passeriformes, Maluridae. Gene Ontology annotation, molecular function: RNA polymerase II cis-regulatory region sequence-specific DNA binding; DNA-binding transcription factor activity, RNA polymerase II-specific. The record is from RefSeq and is a predicted model, not a curated record.